AUGCAGGGCCCCAAGAAGAAGCUGGUGCCGGGAGUAGACCGCCCGCUCACGGAGCUGGACGUGAUGGCCCUGCGGCCCAAGACCAAGCCGCACAGCAUGCAGUGGCCCAUGCAUCGCAGCUGGCUGGCAAUCGCCUGGGACCAGGCUGUCGAGUCUGCGGAGGACAUUGGGCGCCACAUCAGCCGCGCCAUCCGGGAGCUGCCCUCCACCAAGGCGAGCACACCAGGGCCAAGGGCCUUUGACAAGCUGAUCGGCAAGGACGGCAAGCUGCGCCUGCAAGUGGACAAGCCCGUGGUGCUGGUGCUGGGCAGCGGCUGGGGCGCGCACUCGCUCAUGAAGGUCAUCGACACGGAUACUUAUGAGGUGGUGGUGGUCAGCCCCCGCAACUACUUCCUGUUCACCCCCAUGCUGCCCAGCACCUCCGUCGGCACUGUGGAGUUCCGCUCGCUGCUGGAGCCCGUGCGGGUUUCCAAUCCGUUUGUCAACUUUUUCGAAGCGGUGUGCGACAGGAUCGACUUGGAGGAAAAGGUGGCGCACUGCACCGGCAAGACGCCGUACAAGGACGGCCGCCUGCCGCAGUUUGAGAUUCCCUAUGAUGUGCUGGUGGUGUCGGUGGGGGAGCAGCCCGCCACCUUUGGCACCCCUGGGGUGGAGGAGCACUGCUUCUUCAUGAAGGAGAUCCCCGACAGCGUGCGGCUCAGGGAGCGCAUCCAGUCGCAGUUUGAGCUGGCCACACUGCCGGGGAGCCAGGAGGGGGAGAUGGCGACCGCGCUUCACUUUGUGGUGGUGGGCGGCGGGCCCACAGGCGUGGAGUUUGCCGGCACUAUGAGCGACUUUCUGCGGGAGGAUCUGAAGAAGAAGUAUCCCGAGCUGAUGCCGUAUGUGCGCGUCACGCUGCUCAACUCUCAGGGCACCAUCCUGUCGGCGUUUGACGAGAAGAUGCAGAAGCAUGCACUAGACAACUUCAAGCGCGUGGGGGUGGAUGUGCGGACGGGCGUGCGCGUGACGGAGGUGACCAACGACACCAUCACGCUCAAGGGCGGCGAGGAAAUCAAGUAUGGCGUGUGCGUGUGGAGCGCGGGCAACGCGCCGCGGCCCCUGGUGCAGCAGCUGGCGGAGCAGAUCCCGGAGCAGGCGCAGUACCAGCCGGGAGGGCGGCCCAGCAAGCUGGCGGUGGACCCCUUCCUCAGAGUGAUUGGGGCCAGGGAUGUGCUGGCCAUUGGCGACUGCUCGCUGGUGGUGGCGGGGCAGCAGGGCGCGUAUGCGGCGCACAUGAUCAACCGCGGCUUCAUGCCGCUGCCCCCACCCAGCAAGCUGGCCGACUACCUCUUCCCAGGGCAGCAGCUCUUCGCCACCAUGGGGAGCACGCUGGCAUACGACGACGAGGGCGGGGAGGAAGGGGAGGAGGGGGAGGGCGCCCCCCGCCUCAUCUAUUACAAAAAGCCAUUCGAGUUCCUCAACCUAGGCAUCAUGGCGUACCUGGGCGACGACAGGGCGCUGACAGAGAUCCAGCUGCCCUUCACCAAAGUGAAGCUGUCCGGCUCCCUGGCCUUUUUGGUCUGUGUACCUGACCAAGCAAGGCUCAAGGCGCAGGUCUUUGGACGCGACCUCUCCAACUUCUGA
This is a messenger RNA of Chlorella variabilis, 1623 nucleotides long. RefSeq lists its product as hypothetical. The record is from RefSeq and is a predicted model, not a curated record. Gene Ontology annotation, molecular function: NADH dehydrogenase activity. The coding region runs from base 1 to 1623 and encodes 540 amino acids. NCBI's taxonomy places the organism in Eukaryota, Viridiplantae, Chlorophyta, Trebouxiophyceae, Chlorellales, Chlorellaceae. The transcript is spliced from 17 exons.